Messenger RNA from Equus caballus (horse), 8749 nucleotides. The record is from RefSeq and is a predicted model, not a curated record. Lineage: Eukaryota; Metazoa; Chordata; Mammalia; Perissodactyla; Equidae.
AGAUCGCGAUGCAUGCCGGGGCUUGGCAAUAUGGCGUCCUCCUUGAUGUGCUGAUGAGAGGAGUUUCACUGUAGCUUCAAACCAGAGGGCAAAACUCCCCAAAUCAAAUAAGCCCACAUUACCCGUGCUUUUCGCCGCUCCGUGUCGCCCGUUUUUCAGGACUCGUUCUCGGGUAGGAGAGAGUCAGGAGGCCGAAGGCCAGGACCGGCCAGGCCGCGCGGACCCGGGGCUGAGGAACCGGCUGCGGGCGAGCACGAUGGGCCAGUCCUGGCUCUGGUUGCAGCAGCUCCGGCGAGUGCGGGACCCGCAGGGCUGAGAGUGGCUAGAGGAGACCCGAGGUGCUGUGAACCCCCUCCCCUCGGGCGGAGACUUCAGUGCAGUCGGCGAACCGGCACCAAGAGUGGGCGGCCUGCCUGUCCUCGGAUCGGCUGAGGCGUUGGAGGCCGAGAGCAGGGUCAUCGUGAGGCCUGAAGUCUCGCACGCCUUUGACAGCUCCGCUCGCAGCCCCUCCGGGGACGUAGAACCUCAGAAGCAGCCAGUGGCUUGGGCUCUGGGGGCGCGUGCGUAUGUGCGGAGCUCCUUGGGCUGCCCCAUUUCCCACCGGCUUUUCCCACCUGCUCCGACUUCCCGCGCAGAGUUAGAGAGAAGGCUCUCAGACUUUUUCCCUGAGUAAGGGUCUCCGCACACUCUCCUUUCUUUUCUUUUUCUACUCCCCUGUUUUCUUGUUUCGUAUUUCACCAGUUCUAGCACACACUAGUUUUUAAGGCUGGAGGUUCUCGAGCGCUUGCUGCCAAGGACUCCCCCACCCCCUCCCCCACUGAUGGAGUCCGAGAUGCUGCAGUCGCCUCUUCUGGGACUCCGGGAGGAAGAUGAGGCCGACCUUACAGACUGGAACCUGCCUUUGGCUUUUAUGAAAAAGAGGCACUGUGAGAAAAUUGAAGGCUCCAAAUCCUUAGCUCAGAGCUGGAGGAUGAAGGAUCGGAUGAAGACCGUCAGUGUUGCCUUAGUUUUGUGCUUGAAUGUCGGUGUGGACCCUCCAGAUGUGGUGAAGACCACCCCCUGUGCACGCUUAGAAUGCUGGAUCGAUCCUCUGUCAAUGGGUCCUCAGAAAGCUCUGGAAACCAUUGGUGCAAAUUUACAGAAGCAGUACGAGAACUGGCAGCCAAGGGCCCGGUACAAGCAGAGCCUCGAUCCAACUGUGGAUGAAGUGAAGAAGCUUUGCACGUCGUUACGCCGAAACGCCAAGGAGGAGCGGGUUCUCUUCCACUACAAUGGCCACGGGGUGCCCCGGCCCACAGUGAAUGGGGAGAUCUGGGUCUUCAACAAGAACUACACUCAGUACAUCCCUCUGUCUAUAUAUGACCUGCAGACGUGGAUGGGCAGCCCGUCGAUAUUUGUCUACGACUGCUCCAAUGCCGGCCUUAUCGUCAAGUCCUUCAAGCAGUUUGCCCUGCAGAGGGAGCAGGAGUUGGAGGUCGCUGCGAUUAACCCGAACCACCCACUGGCGCAGAUGCCUCUGCCCCCGUCGAUGAAGAACUGCAUUCAGCUGGCAGCCUGUGAGGCCAACGAGCUCCUGCCCAUGAUCCCCGACCUCCCGGCCGACCUGUUCACGUCGUGCCUCACCACUCCCAUCAAGAUCGCCCUGCGCUGUCAGACACCCGAACAGCAGCCUGCUCUGCCUCCACAUCGCGAGUCUGUCUGGCCAUCGGCGGAGCGAGAUGCCCCUGGGAGGUUUUGCAUGCAGAAGUGUGUUAGUCUGGUGCCUGGAGUCACACUGGAUUUAAUAGAAAAGAUUCCUGGCCGGCUGAAUGACAGGAGGACUCCUUUGGGCGAGCUGAAUUGGAUCUUCACAGCGAUCACGGACACCAUUGCGUGGAAUGUGCUCCCUCGGGAUCUCUUCCAAAAGCUCUUCAGACAGGACCUGUUGGUGGCUAGUCUGUUCCGAAAUUUUUUGCUGGCAGAGAGGAUCAUGAGGUCAUAUAGCUGCACCCCCGUCAGCAGCCCGCGCCUGCCCCCCACGUACAUGCACGCGAUGUGGCAAGCCUGGGACCUUGCUGUCGACAUUUGUCUCUCUCAGCUGCCGACGAUCAUCGAGGAAGGCACUGCAUUUCGGCACAGUCCGUUCUUUGCUGAGCAGCUGACCGCAUUCCAGGUGUGGCUCACAAUGGGCGUGGAGAACAGGAACCCACCUGAACAACUUCCCAUUGUUUUACAGGUGCUGCUGAGCCAAGUGCACCGGCUGAGAGCCCUGGAUCUGCUGGGAAGAUUUCUGGACCUGGGGCCCUGGGCGGUGAGCCUGGCCUUGUCUGUGGGCAUCUUCCCCUACGUGCUGAAGCUGCUCCAGAGCUCAGCCAGGGAGCUGCGGCCUCUCCUUGUUUUCAUAUGGGCCAAGAUUCUCGCCGUGGACAGUUCAUGUCAAGCUGACCUGGUGAAGGACAACGGUCACAAAUAUUUCCUUUCGGUCUUGGCAGACCCUUACAUGCCAGCUGAACAUAGGACAAUGACGGCUUUCAUUCUCGCUGUGAUUGUCAACAGCUAUAACACAGGCCAGGAAGCCUGCCUCCAGGGAAACUUGAUCGCCAUUUGCCUGGAGCAGCUCAACGACCCCCACCCCUUGCUGCGCCAGUGGGUGGCCAUCUGCCUAGGACGGAUCUGGCAGAAUUUUGACUCGGCUAGGUGGUGUGGGGUGAGGGACAGUGCUCACGAGAAACUCUGCAGCCUCCUCUCCGACCCCAUUCCUGAGGUGCGCUGCGCAGCAGUCUUUGCCCUCGGGACGUUUGUGGGCAACUCUGCAGAGAGGACCGACCACUCGACCACCAUCGACCACAAUGUGGCCAUGAUGCUGGCCCAGCUGAUCAACGACGGGAGUCCCGUGGUCCGGAAGGAACUGGUGGUGGCUCUGAGUCAUCUUGUAGUUCAGUACGAAAGCAAUUUCUGCACCGUGGCCUUGCAGUUCAUGGAAGAGGAAAAGAACUACCCCUUGCCUUCCCCAGCAACCACAGAGGGCGGGAGUUUGACCCCAGUACGGGACAGCCCCUGCACACCCAGGCUCCGUUCCGUGAGUUCCUACGGAAACAUUCGGGCAGUCACCACUGCUAGAAGCUUGAACAAAUCUUUGCAGAAUCUGAGCUUGACUGAAGAAUCCGGCAGCUCUGUGGCGUUCUCCCCCGGAAACCUGAGCACCAGCAGCAGCGCCAGCAGCACCCUGGGCAGCCCAGAGAAUGAGGAGUACAUCCUCUCCUUCGAGACCAUCGACAAGAUGCGCCGCGUCAGCUCCUACUCCUCCCUCAACUCUCUCAUAGGAGUUUCUUUCAAUAGCGUUUACACUCAAAUUUGGAGAGUGUUACUGCAUCUGGCUGCAGAUCCCUAUCCAGAUGUUUCCGAUUUGGCUAUGAAAGUUCUCAACAGCAUCGCCUACAAGGCCACAGUGAACGCCCGGCCUCAGCGCAUCCUCACCACGUCCUGUCUCACUCAGUCGGCGCCCGCCAGCCCCACCAACAAGGGCAUCCACAUCCACCAGGCCGGAGGCUCCCCGCCAACAUCCAGCACAAGCAGCUCCAGCCUGACCAACGACGUGGCCAAGCAGCCGGUCAGCCGAGACCUGCCUCCAGGCCGGCCAGGCCCCACCGGCCCCACAGGCGUGCAGUACACACCCCACUCCCACCAGUUCCCCCGGACACGGAAGAUGUUUGACAAAGGCCCGGACCAGCAGGCCUUCCCGGAUGAUGGGGACUCCUCUCUGAAAGACGCCUUUACUCCCACCACCGACACGCACUGCAGGGACUUCUUGUGCCCGGCUGUGUGCAGUGAGACCACCGACGAUCCGGAUGAUGCUGCUGGACACAAAAGUUUCAUCUCGGCCACGAUGCAGACGGGAUUCUGUGACUGGAGCGCCCGAUACUUUGCGCAGCCUGUCAUGAAGAUCCCAGAAGAGCAUGACCUGGAGAGUCAAAUCCGCAAGGAGCGGGAAUGGCGAUUUCUACGCAACACCCGCGUCAGAAAGCAGGCGCAGCAGGUCAUCCAGAAGGGUAUCACGAGACUGGAUGACCAGAUAUUUCUGAACAGGAACCCUGGCGUCCCCUCCGUGGUCAAGUUUCACCCCUUUACACCAUGUGUGGCCGUAGCUGACAAAGACAGCAUCUGUUUUUGGGACUGGGAGAAAGGGGAGAAGCUGGAUUAUUUCCACAACGGAAACCCUCGGUACACAAGGGUCACCGCCAUGGAGUAUCUGAACGGCCAGGACUGCUCGCUUCUGCUCACAGCUACAGAUGAUGGUGCCAUCAGAGUCUGGAAGAACUUCGCUGAUUUGGAGAAGAAUCCAGAAAUGGUGACCGCUUGGCAGGGGCUCUCGGACAUGCUGCCAACAACCCGAGGUCUGGCCCGAAGGGUCUCGAUCUAUCUUGACCACAGUAAGCAGGGAGGGUGGCUUCCAGGAGGCACGCGCCCAGCACCACCCUGGCAUGAUAGGGAACGCUUUCCCCCACCCCAUCUCUUCUGUCCUGAGAGUAGCUGCUGCAUGUUCUUGGCCCAUUUUCCAGGUAAGAAACAGAAAUUUAGGUGAAAUCAUUUGCUCCUGAGGAGCAAGGUUUCUUGAACCCGGUUUUCUGUUGCCAGCCCCAAGUCUCCGAGCCUGCCAGAUGUCCAAGAGGUGUUCAAGGGCCCCAGAGGGAGGCUCUGCGUCUGCACCCAAGGAGGAGAGAGUGGGGAAUGCCAUUCCACAGGGCUGUGGUUCUCACAUGUGCCAGAGGGGCGGUGGGGGGGGCCGGCCCGGCCCCUCCUCCUCAGAGUUCCAGAACCGUAGCUCCCAAGGGGCUGUUUCAGGUUGGGGUGAUGGGUCCUCAGAGGUCAGCUCCAGAUGGCCAGUCCUUAGGGGUCAGUUGCACAUGGCAGGUCCUCAGAGGUCAGUCUGGACUGGCUACUGAGCCUGGAGGGCUGAUUGUGGACAUCAGAGACCCGAGACUCUAAAACAGUGUGUUUCUCCAUUUCUACUGUCUCCUGCGGGGCCUGGGACGCUGUUCGGUCUUUGCCUCACACAUUCCAGUUUCUUAUCUUAUAAGCAUCCCUGUCCAUGUAUCUAUCUUUUAAGGAAGAAACUCCCUCUUUGGCCAGGUUUCAGAUCAGGACACGUGUCCAGGGCCUCUGUCCAGGAUAAAGUUGGGCGGAGAUUAGGAAUCUCUGCGUCCUAGGGGAGCGCCCACUGCCCCCACACCCCGGCAGUGAAGCCGGCCGUCACACAUAGAUGGACUGUGAUCUCGUGUGCCGGCUGUUAUAGUCUGCCUGGCUGGGGUGAGGCCCUGGCUUUCACAAACCCGGACCCAGCCAGUGCUCAUCAGCCACACCCGCCGGCCUCCAUCAGACAGACGCAGGGAAGACAGAGAACGUGCUCACAGUGUCCUGGAGGUGUCGGCAUGGGCAGGGAGGACGGCAGGGGUCCUUCACGGGGAGCCCAGAGCAGCUUGCCUGCCCCUGACAAACCAGAGAACCAGGCUGUCCUCAGGAGGGCCCCGCUGGGCAAGGCCCAGAAAGCAGUCCGGGCGAGGCCGCAGGGCUGCCUGCAUAGCGCGGGCACUCUGGGAGAGAGCGCUCUGCAGAGGGCAGCACCGUGCAUGCGGGAGUGCAGAGCUUGGGAAUCUUCGCUCUCGUUCAGGGUUUACGAUGCCUCUGUCUUACGAGUUUGCUUAAGUCACAGCCAUCCAUCUUGUUCCUUCUGUUCAUCACGUCUGGGAUGAGAAUGUCACCUUUUCUGUCACCUUUUACCAACUCGUGAUGAAUCCGAUCAUCUCUCCUCCAACCGCGUCUGGAAGUCGAGACACAGGGCUUGGUCAGCAAGGUGUCCGGGGAGAAGGCCAGUGGCCGUGCUCCUCUCUGGCCGGGGCCUCAGGCUGUGGAGAUGGGAGGGAGGCCGGGCAGGAGCAGGAGGCACUUCCGAAGUGUAGGGGGGUGUGGAGCAGACCCCUGUUUUCAUCCCAACAAUCUUCGCGUCGAUCUGAGAGAUUGUCUUCCACGGACCGGAGCCUCGCUGCCUUAGAUGAAGCGGCUCCUGCCGACAGUCAAAUACAGUUCAGGAAGGAGACUCGAAGGGUCUGAAACCACGUUACUCUUUGGGGUUUCGUGUUCAACCCAGACCUCCUGAAGAGCUGCUCUGACAGUGCGUGUUGACACCCCUCCUUUCCCGGCAGCAUGAAGGCCCCGUGGCACUCACUUGGUGGCUCCGUCUUGGGCUGUGCCCCCCACCCCAGGCGAGGCAUCCGAUGAUCCUGGGCAGCUGCCUUCUCGAGGGGCAGAGUGCCUUCCUCUCGGAAUGAGGUGGCUUCCCUGGGACAGGGCUGCACCACGGCCUGGGGUCCUGGCCCUACCUGCCCGCACUCAGGAAGGGCCCUAGGAGAGAGCUGGACGGGCGGCCAGAGGGCCAGGCCAUUCGCCAGCCGCUAUGCUCGUCUUAGAGGACAGUUGUGACGACAUUGUUCAUUGAAGAGAGAAAACAAUUGAGUUGUCAAAUAACUGUGUUUUCACAGGUGGCCAUCAGAGACAGGGUGGCACCAUGGAAAGAACUAGCCUGUAAUGCAGGGUGGGCCUGGUUUGGGGUCCUGGCUCUACCUCACCCUUUCUUCUUGUUUGCUUUUGUGAAAGUUACCAAACCAAUCUGAGCCUCAGGUCCUCAGCUGAAGAUAGGGUGGUGGAAGGACAAGCCCUGCGGUCUGGCUGAGGUCCCUGAGUCCUGAGGGGAUGCACCCUCCAGGCUGGCCAGGGUCCCUGAGCCACAAGGGGACAUGCCCUGCAGCCUGGUCAGGGUCCCUGAGUCCUCACAGGUACACACCUACCCUCCAGGCUGGCCAGCGUCCCUGAGCCACAAGGGGCCAUGCCCUGCAGGCUGGCUGAGAAUCAGUGAGCCCUGCAGAGAAGCGUUGUGUGCAGCUGACUCCGGGGCUCCUGGCUGUCCCAUCAUUACCUGCUCUGGCCCUCACAUUCUCCCCAGGACAGGACUGCAGGUGCCUGUUUUUCAGAUCGGGCCACCGGCAUUAAGGAGGAGAAGUGGCUUUCUUGGCAGUGGGAGCUCUGUGUCCAGAGCCGUCCCUCUGUGCUGUGCUUCCUGGGGUGAUGGGGUCAGAGAACACACCUCUCACUGUCGGGGUCUCACCAGACCUGAGAGCUGUGGGUCCUGAAGGUCAUUAAAGCUGUGGCCUGGGGCCCUUGUCACAGAAAAGCAGGCCAGCAGGGUGCUCAUGUGUUCUGCCCCAGUCCCUGCCGUGGUACGCAGACUUGGGAAAACCCAGAUGUCUGCAGCACCCAGACACCUUUCUAGGCAUGCUGGCUUCACCACGUGCUCGGAACUAAGCUUCAGGCUAAGCCAGGACUCGGUCAGCAUCAGAGAGUCUAGAGUUUAAAAAAAAGACUUAUAGCUCACGUGCUCAUGUCCCCUCCACCAUGAGAAUACUCGAUGGCCAAGUGGACACACCUGCCAGAGCCACUGGUGCAGGCGGAGAUGCUAAGGCCCAGUGAAGCUGAGUGGUGUCCCCUGCAGAUUCACGGUUGGAGUCCUAACCCGCAGCACUAAAGGUGACUGUUUGAGGGAGAGGCUUUAAAAGAGGUGAUUAAGUUAAAAUGAGGUCGUUAGAGUGGGCCCUGAUCCUGGGUGGGCUCCUACUGGCUCUGAAGCACUUUGUUGAAUCCACCAUGAAGAAAGUGCAGCAAGGAAGCUGCCCUGCCCCUCACUCGGAGGCCAGGGUUGGCCUUCUAGAACAAUCCGAAACAAGUCUGUUCUCUCACCCCCAGUUUGGAGCAGCUGCAGCUCUCCACUCACUAUCAUCAUGGGUCUCAGACCCCUCGAGUCUUUGUGUGCCCCACCCCGUACCCUCUCUAGCUUGUCCCCGUGACCCUAGAGUGUGGCACCGCAAUGCGAGUGCCAUGUUCCAGAUGUCACCUGGGCCUCGAUUUCAUCAGAGGCUCGCUGGUUAAUUACACUGCUCCUGAAUGCCCCGUGGGGCUGACACGGAGUGUGAAGGGGGCUGUGAAGGACAUCUGAAAAUGCAGGCCGUGUGUUCUCUGCUCCAGCGCCAGCCCAGCAGUGGUCCACAGACUCAGGUCUGUGAGCCUCCGCAGCCGGGUGGGACUCCGCACGUGUCCGCUUCCAGGAGAGAACUUCCAGUCUCAGAUUCUCAGAGCUGUGUCACCAGGAAAGGUUGGGAACAUUGCUCUCAGGUGGAUCAGAGGCAGCCAGGCACCAACCCGGCUCGUACUCCACUCCACUCCUCCCGUGAAGGCCACGGCCCACCAGCCGUCUCCUGCGCACAGGCCACAGUCCAGGGCAUGUGGUCUGACCAUGAUGCUUUCUGAUUUGUGAAUUUGCUUAUUUUUUUAAAACCUUUAUAGAGUCCAUACAAAGCAAAUUGCUUCUAGUUUUACAAAGAAUGUUUCUUAAAGUUGGAGCCAUUGCAGAAAACCCAGGACUCAACUGACCCAGGGGCUCUGAGAGAGUGUAGGUUUGCCCAGGGCCAGAUCCUAGCUGCUCCCAGCCCAGCCGCCUGCAGACUGCAUUCCCCGGGAGGGCCCUGUCUCAGCCCCACCCUGCUGGCUCACACAGCCCUCUGUAGGCCUUGCCUCUCUCCAAAACUAAAGUACAUCCCAGAAAUGUUCCUCCUUCAGCCUUUUAGCAGAGAGAAUUCUGCAGGCCCAGGGUCGGGGGGUGGUGCACAGGUACAUGUGUGUAAUUGUUUUAGCUGAUCAAACAGAGAAAAUCAUUGUCCUCAAA